UCGCGCCAAGGUUUGCUGCGUGCGGCUGGGGUCGAGUCGAGAUCUGGAUUGUGGGGUUUCCCACUGUGUUUAACCUGAGGAGGCUGUUUUUUGUAUGUUCAAGAGAAGAUAAAAGAGGAAGCAGUUCACGAUGGGUUUGAAGAAAUUGGUUUAUUUGAUUGUGUUGGCGGGGUUGGCGUAUCUCGGAUUCUUGUUUUCGCUGGUUACGGCGCCGGUGCAGAGAGGCUUUAUCUUUAUGAACGGGAUAAAAUUGGGCAGCAACGAGACGCUAUACCAUCCCGAGACCUCCGGCUUUGCAAAAAAUCAAGUCGCCCCGUUCUGGCUCGAGACCCCGGAUGGUGAGAAAUUAUUCGGUUGGCACAUCCUCCCGAUCGACGCAUACGAGCUCAACCGGGCGCGGUUGCGAGCGAUCGAGCCGAGUAAGGAUGAGAUUGACGCGAACGAGCUCGCGAAGGUGCAUUUGAGUAUCUUGCGCGAGGAUCCGCAUGCUCGGGUUAUCAUCUACUUUCAUGGAAACGCGGGCUGCAUAUCGUCUAUCCACCGCCCAGACAUCUACCGCGCCCUCCUCACCUCCUCACCCGCACACACCCACCUCUUCAUCGUCGACUACCGCGGCUUCGGCGUCUCCACCGGUCUCCCCAGCGAAUCCGCCCUGAUCUCCGACGGCGCAUUCGUCUCCCUCGCAAUCACUGAACUCACAGGAAUCCCCCCGUCCAAGACCGUGCUCGUCGGCCAAUCGCUCGGCACCGGCGUCGUCAUCGGAAUCGCGGACUUACUCCUCGCCGCCGAUCCCCCCGUCGAAUUCAAAGCGAUCGUGCCAAUCGCUGGGUUUUCCUCGAUUGAAAAAGUCGCGCUUGAUUUCAAAGCGUUCGGUACGGUUCCUGUGAUCGGUCCCGCAGCGUACCUGCCGCAGGCGCAGGGUUUGGUCUCGAGAUUCAUUCAGCACCCGUUCCGCAGCGACGAGCGCCUCGAGCGGUUCGUGCGGAACUCGCGCAGGACGAAGGUGUUGAUCGUGCAUUCGUUUGAUGACGCGGAGAUUCCGUUUGCGCAUGGUGAGAGGUUACUUGAAGCCGCGUUGCGCGGGGCGUCUGCGUCUGCGUCUGCAGAAGACGAGGAGGGGGGGCUUGUGCAGUUGAAUAGGUAUCUUGGCAUGGCUGAGAAUGAACGAAGCGGUGUAUUUGAGGUGGUUAGUAUCGCCGAGCAGCAGACGCGCGAAUAUCACUUCUACCAACGAUUCUCCGACAACGGCACCCUUCUCCUCGACCCCUCCUCCUCCGACGGAGAGGAAGAAGAAGGGGUCGAGAUAGAGCAGGUGGUGAAGGAGGUGGAGCAGGUGGUGGUGCCGGUAACGGACGAGGACGAGGAGGUUAGGAGGAUUAGUAUGUUGGCUUUGAAGUGGGGAGGACAUAAUUUGGUGCCCAAGAGCUCGGAUGUGAUUUUGGCGGUGAGGCAGCUGCUGUAUGACUGACAUCCCGCGUGAAAACGAACGACUAAAAAAUAGGCUGGGUUAUAGCUACAUGGUUUGGAAAAUAUACAUCAAUUAUUCAGAUAAAACAGAAACAGAAAAAGUCAUAAAAACGCCUUUGAGA
This is a messenger RNA of Myxozyma melibiosi, 1589 nucleotides long. Its product is annotated as Alpha/Beta hydrolase protein. The record is from RefSeq and is a predicted model, not a curated record. The coding region runs from base 131 to 1468 and encodes 445 amino acids. Gene Ontology annotation, cellular component: endoplasmic reticulum membrane. Gene Ontology annotation, biological process: phosphatidylserine catabolic process; monoacylglycerol catabolic process. The transcript is spliced from 4 exons. Gene Ontology annotation, molecular function: phosphatidylcholine lysophospholipase A1 activity; monoacylglycerol lipase activity. Lineage: Eukaryota; Fungi; Ascomycota; Lipomycetes; Lipomycetales; Lipomycetaceae.